Messenger RNA from Acomys russatus (golden spiny mouse), 3272 nucleotides. It is a transcript of the gene Nfatc2, whose product is annotated as nuclear factor of activated T cells 2. Gene Ontology annotation, biological process: calcineurin-NFAT signaling cascade; regulation of transcription by RNA polymerase II; cytokine production. Gene Ontology annotation, cellular component: transcription regulator complex. The coding region runs from base 161 to 2932 and encodes 923 amino acids. The transcript has 11 exons. Gene Ontology annotation, molecular function: DNA-binding transcription factor activity, RNA polymerase II-specific; transcription factor binding; RNA polymerase II cis-regulatory region sequence-specific DNA binding. The record is from RefSeq and is a predicted model, not a curated record. Lineage: Eukaryota; Metazoa; Chordata; Mammalia; Rodentia; Muridae.
GAAGCUCGCGCCACCCGCUCCCCGGACGCGUCCAGGAUCCACUGAGCCGUGAACCAUCCUCAGCCCCGGCGUGUGCCCCAGGCACCGUGACCCCGAUCUGCGCGAGCCUCCUCCCCGCACAGCGACCCUCUCCAGCUCCGCAGCCCCGCCGCCCUGAGCCAUGGACGCCCCGGAGUCGCAGCCAGACCCCGACGGCGGGGACGGCCCAGGCCACGAGCCCGGGGGCAGUCCCCAGGACGAGCUGGACUUUUCCAUCCUCUUCGAUUAUGACUAUCUGAACCCUAUCGAAGAAGAAACGAGCGCACAUAAGGCCAUCAGCUCACCCUCGGGACUCGCAUACCCGGAUGAUGUCCUGGACUAUGGCCUCAAGCCAUGCAACCCCCUCGCCAGUCUCUCUGGCGAGCCCCAUGGCCGGUUCGGAGAGCCGGAUAGGAUAGGGUUCCAGAACUUUCUGAGCCCGGCCAAGCCAGCAGGGGCUUCGGGCCCAAGCCCCCGGAUCGAGAUCACUCCAUCCCACGAACUGAUGCAGGCAGGGGGGGCCCUCCGAGGGAGAGACACCGGCCUGUCCCCCGAGCAGCCAGCCCUGGUCCUGGCCAGCGUCAGCCCGAGGUUCACGCUGCCCGUGCCUGGCUUCGAGGGGUACCGCGAGCCGCUUUGCUUGAGCCCCGCUAGCAGCGGCUCCUCUGCCAGCUUCAUUUCUGACACCUUCUCCCCCUACACCUCGCCCUGCGUCUCACCCAAUAACGCCGGGCCCGACGACCUGUGUCCCCAGUUUCAAAACAUCCCUGCUCAUUAUUCCCCCAGAACCUCUCCAAUAAUGUCACCUCGAACCAGCCUCGCCGAGGACAGCUGCCUGGGCCGACAUUCGCCCGUGCCCCGUCCGUCAUCCCGCUCCUCCUCACCCGGUGCCAAGCGGAGGCAUUCGUGCGCAGAGGCAUUGGUUGCCCCUCUGCCCACAGCCUCACCCCAGCGCUCCAGGAGCCCCUCGCCACAGCCCUCGCCUCACGUGGCACCCCAGGACGACGGCAUCCCCGCUGGGUAUCCCCCCACGGCCGGCUCUACUGUUCUCAUGGAUGCCCUCAACAGCCUGGCCGCCGACUCGCCCUGCGGGAUCCCCUCCAAGAUAUGGAAGACCAGUCCUGACCCGACUCCUGUGUCCACUGCUCCGUCCAAGGCGGGCUUGGCCCGCCACAUCUACCCUGCCGUGGAGUUCCUGGGGCCGUGUGAGCAGGAGGAGAGAAGGAAUUCCGCUCCUGAGUCCAUCCUACUGGUACCACCCACCUGGCCCAAGCAGCUGGUGCCGGCCAUCCCCAUCUGCAGCAUUCCCGUGACUGCAUCCCUCCCUCCGCUAGAGUGGCCGCUCUCUAAUCAGUCAGGUUCCUAUGAGCUGCGGAUCGAGGUCCAGCCCAAGCCGCACCACCGGGCCCACUAUGAGACUGAGGGCAGCCGGGGUGCUGUCAAAGCCCCAACGGGAGGCCACCCUGUGGUGCAGCUCCACGGCUACAUGGAGAACAAGCCGCUGGGGCUUCAGAUCUUCAUUGGGACAGCAGACGAGAGAAUCCUUAAGCCGCACGCCUUCUACCAGGUACACAGGAUCACGGGGAAAACUGUCACCACCACCAGCUAUGAGAAGAUUGUGGGCAACACCAAGGUCCUGGAGAUCCCUCUGGAGCCCAAGAACAACAUGAGGGCCACCAUUGACUGUGCAGGCAUCCUGAAGCUCCGAAAUGCUGACAUCGAACUACGCAAGGGCGAGACAGACAUCGGCAGGAAGAACACUCGUGUUCGCUUGGUGUUCCGCGUGCACGUCCCGGAGCCCAGUGGGCGCAUCAUCUCCCUGCAGGCGGCAUCCAACCCCAUCGAGUGCUCUCAGCGCUCUGCCCACGAGCUGCCCAUGGUGGAGAGACAAGACGUGGACAGCUGCCUGGUCUACGGGGGCCAGCAGAUGAUCCUCACGGGCCAGAACUUCACUGCCGAGUCCAAGGUUGUGUUCAUGGAGAAGACCACAGAUGGGCAGCAGAUUUGGGAGAUGGAAGCAACGGUGGAUAAAGACAAGAGUCAGCCUAACAUGCUUUUUGUUGAGAUCCCCGAGUACCGGAACAAGCACAUCCGCGUACCCAUGAAAGUGAACUUCUACGUCAUCAACGGAAAAAGAAAACGAAGUCAGCCACAGCACUUUACCUACCACCCAGUCCCUGCCAUCAAGACGGAGCCCAGCGAUGAAUAUGAUUCCUCUUUGAUCUGCAGCCCUGCCCAUGGGGGCCUGGGGAGCCAGCCGUAUUACCCACAGCACCCGAUGCUGGCUGAGUCCCCCUCCUGUCUUGUGGCUACCAUGGCCCCCUGCCAACAGUUCCGCUCCGGGCUUUCAUCUCCCGAUGCCCGCUACCAGCAGCAGAGCCCCGCAGCUGCCCUCUACCAGAGGAGUAAGAGCCUGAGUCCGGGCCUGCUGGGCUAUCAGCAGCCGACCCUUCUGGCAGCACCCUUGAGCCUGGCUGACGCCCACCGCUCUGUGCUAGUGCACGCUGGUUCUCAAGGCCAGGGCCAGGGCUCCACCAUGCCACACACAUCCUCAGCCAGCCAGCAGGCCUCGCCCGUGAUCCACUACUCACCUACCAACCAGCAGCUUCGUGGUGGGGGUCACCAGGAGUUCCAACACAUCAUGUACUGUGAAAACUUCGGCCCCAACUCUGCCAGGCCUGGCCCACCUCCCAUCAACCAAGGUCAGAGGCUGAGCCCAGCCUCCUAUCCCACAGUCAUCCAACAACAGACUGCCCCGAACCAAAGAGCUGCCAAAAACGGACCCCCAGUCAGUGACCAGAAGGAAGCGUUGCCCACUGGAGUGACAGUCAAACAGGAACAGAACCUAGACCAGACCUACCUGGAUGACGAGCUGAUAGACACACACCUUAGCUGGAUACAAAACAUAUUAUGAGACCGAGUGACUGGUCUUUGAUCCGAGAAAUCAAAGUGAAAGUUAAUGAAAUCAUCAGGAAGGAGUUUUCCGGACCCCCCUCCCGAAAUCAGACCUAGAAACAGACAUUAUUGCAAGAUGCCUCCCACUUUGGACCCCUUCUGUCGCCUCCUGACAUCUCUGACUGGAACACCACGUGUGGGCAGCAGCGCAAGCUGCUGGUGUGGGAGCAUGCUGCCUCUUAAAGAGCAUCUCAGCUGAUGUCCACAGUGACUGGAUGAAAAAGCAACUGCCUGCUGACCAAAGCCCUAUCCUCAGCUCAACAGGAUGCUGAGCCUGAAACCUGGGGCUGGGCUGGCAG